AUGCAGGGCAAACAGAACCGGUUGAACGCUGUGCUGCUAGCGAAAUUGGAGCAGCUGGCGAGCAUCAAGAACCUGAGCAAGUGGAGCGAAUUUCUGAACCUCGUCGUGACCAACACGCCUGUGUUGCAACAACGCAAUGAUGCCACCAUUCAAGAGGCUGUUCUCGCGCAGACUCGGUGCCUUAACUAUCAGCUACAAACGUCGCAUUGUGCCGUCGAUGAAGUUACCGUCAACCACCACGUGAAUCUGAUUAAACAGCUGCUCCGCAAGUCGUCAUUGCCACCCAACGGCCAGUUUAUGAUUUCGGCGGUCGCCUUUCUGAUCAACGUUGCGCAAGACGACUUCGUUCUAUCCGAAUUAACUCCAGCCGUCAAACCGCCGUACUUUCUAUUGGCCCAAUUGCUCACCGCCUGGAAACAGGUGCAAGGCCAUGCCAAGGAGGCAAAAAUCCAGUUCACCGGCAAUUUUGCGACGUAUUUUGAGUCGAACGGCUUCUUCUCUGCCUCAUCAAACAGCCGUCAGUUCGAGAACGAUCGCAUGAAUCUGCUCUCUUUCAUCAAGCUGCUACGGGACCAGGAGCACCUCUCCCUGCUAAUUUCCUUCUUAUGUCACCUGUACAAUCGGUACCUCCUCACGGCCAAGAAGCCCCAGCUUGCGCUCGAAUUCCAGAGCAAAGACUUGUGGAGGAUUGACGUCGAAUUACCAGCGACCAACGUCGAAUACCUUGAUGAGGCUUUAUUCACCGCUCUCUCGGCCGGGCUCCGCCUCAACCCAAUGCACGCCUUUUGGCUCCGGUCGCUGGCCGACUACUAUUACACCAAGGGCGCGACAACAAAUGCUCUCGGUUACUAUAUGGAGACUGUAUGCGCGUGCAUGGAGAAUGAGCUGCUCCCGCCAUUCCCUGACGUUUUGCUCGACGAUUUGAUGUGGUACCGGAUUCGCGUGUGUUUGACGUCAAGCGGACAUCACACGCUGGCCGCCAUCGUUGCCCAGCUUAUCGUGGCCAAUUCGUACAGGCUGGAUCAGUACCUCUUGGCGGCAAACAAUAUCCGCACUCAAUCGGUGCUCGACACGAUGGAGACCCUCGCGCCGUUGUGCUUCGACCAUGCGCUAGUCGAGACGCUGACCGACACGUUCGAACGGAUUCAGAUGACCACCCGGACGGAUGCUUUUGUAUUGGCCUCCGGACAACCCUCACUGAACAUGGCCAACUCGCCGGAGGUGAUGAUCGCCGAACGGAGCCGCCGUACCGUCCGCCUCCUUCGCACCAUUGCCGCUAUGACAUUCCGAGUCUACGCA
Messenger RNA from Mesorhabditis spiculigera, 1299 nucleotides. The record is from the annotation of a GenBank genome assembly. Lineage: Eukaryota; Metazoa; Nematoda; Chromadorea; Rhabditida; Rhabditidae.